Messenger RNA from Myotis lucifugus (little brown bat), 1091 nucleotides. Its product is annotated as translocon-associated protein subunit alpha. Lineage: Eukaryota; Metazoa; Chordata; Mammalia; Chiroptera; Vespertilionidae. The transcript has 2 exons. Bases 45 to 905 code for a protein of 286 amino acids. Gene Ontology annotation, cellular component: endoplasmic reticulum; endoplasmic reticulum membrane. The record is from RefSeq and is a predicted model, not a curated record.
GAGAGCUCUCGCGGACAGCGACAGGGCACUGGACGGACCGUGCCAUGAGGCUCCUCCCUUGCCUGCUUCUGCUUCUCUUGCUUGUGUUCCCCGCCACCCUCUUGCUCCGAGGCAGCCCUGGAGGCUCAGUAGCAGAAGCUCAAGAUCUUACAGAAGAUGAAGAAACAGUGGAAGAUUCAAUAAUUGAAGAUGAAGAUGAUGAAGCAGAAGUGGAAGAAGAUGAACCAACAGAUUUGGCAGAAGAUAAAGAGGAAGAAGAUGUAUCCGGUGAACCUGAAGCUUCACCAAGUGCAGAUACAACUAUCCUAUUUGUGAAAGGAGAAGAUUUUCCAGCAAAUAACAUUGUGAAAUUCCUGGUAGGCUUUACAAACAAGGGCACAGAAGAUUUUAUUGUUGAAUCCCUAGAUGCCUCAUUCCGUUACCCGCAGGACUACCAGUUUUAUAUCCAGAAUUUCACAGCUCUUCCUCUGAACACUGUAGUCCCACCCCAGAGACAGGCAACUUUUGAGUACUCCUUCAUUCCUGCGGAGCCUAUGGGUGGACGACCCUGCGGACUAGUCAUCAAUCUGAACUACAAAGAUUUGAAUGGCAAUGUAUUUCAAGAUGCUGUCUUCAAUCAAACAGUUACAAUUAUUGAAAGAGAGGAUGGCUUAGAUGGAGAAACAAUCUUUAUGUAUAUGUUCCUUGCUGGUCUUGGGCUCUUGGUUGUUGUUGGCCUUCAUCAACUCCUGGAAUCUAGAAAGCGCAAGAGACCUGUACAGAAAGUAGAGAUGGGUACAACAAGUCAGAAUGAUGUUGACAUGAGUUGGAUUCCUCAGGAAACUUUGAAUCAGAUCAAUAAAGCUUCACCAAGAAGGUUGCCCAGGAAGCGGGCACAGAAGAGAUCAGUGGGAUCUGAUGAGUAAAUGUUCCUUUGUGCAACAAUUCAGUCUUUACUGAACCUGCUCUAAUGUUUUUUCGGCCUGAAGGGAAUUAGUGCAGAGAAGCCAUAUCAUCAUAGAAGGCAACUACUACUUAUGUGUGGACUGAGCAACCAGAGUCUGUGGCGAUAAUAUUUUUGAACGUGCACUGCAUUCAUUUUUCUAAAGUAA